GAGACCGACCCAAAGCGAGAGCACGAGAGCAGGAGGGGGAUUUCCAGCUCUGGCCCCCACUUCCCGAAGCGGCCGUUGUUUUGCUUUCGGUCUGAAUGCAGAAACAGAAAUAAACGACGACCACACUUUCCCUUUUCCACUUAAAACCUCGAACACGUUAAUCUGUCCGGCUUUGGCUGCUCUUCUUAUUCCGACAGCGGGACUGUGGAGCCCGAGGCCGUCCAAAUCUAACAGACCGCAAUGCCAGUAGAACGAAUGAGGAUGAGACCCUGGUUACAGGAACAAAUCGAAUCCUGUCAGAUUCCAGGGCUGAAAUGGCUUAACAAAGAGAAGAGGAUCUUCCAGAUUCCUUGGAUGCACGCUGCCCGUCAUGGCUGGGACCUGGAGAAAGAUGCUCCGCUCUUCAUGAGAUGGGCCAUACACACGGGUAAAUACCAGCCAGGUGUAGACCGUCCUGAUCCAAAGACAUGGAAGGCUAAUUUUCGCUGUGCCAUGAACAGCCUGCCAGACAUCGAGGAGGUAAAGGACAAAAGCAUCAAAAAGGGAACCAAUGCCUUCAGAGUUUAUAAGAUGCUCUCCUCCUCAGAGAGAAAUGCCAAGAAAGGAAAGAAGAAGGCAGACAAGGAGAGAAAGUCCAAAGGAAAUAAAGAGAAGGUCAGCUCUCCAUCUCCAGACAACAGUCUUCUUGAAGCUGAUGCUGGACCUGUUGACUACACCAAACAUGAAACAAUCAAGAUGGAGUCAGUGGAGCUGACAGUGACAGACAGUGUGUCAGUGAUCCACAGUCAAGCUGAAGACCAUGUGAUCACCAGUGAGCAGCUGCCGUUUGUCUGUCAAACAAUCGAGGUGACCACUGAGAAUGAGGAGCAGACUGUUAGCUCCUCCCACCCGUACCCGCUGCAGAUCUCUCCUGUGUCUAUGUGCGGCGGCAGCGACACAGAAAGUGAUACAGAAAACAUCAAAGAGGGUAUCGGUGCUGCCUGGAGGCGGGACUACAGCACAUCAGUUCUCAGGAUUCCCCCGUGUUCUCUUCCUGGCAUGGCGACGUUUGUCAGUACAACCAAGCCCAACUUCAAGGUGACGAGCACACGAGACCCUUCCCCGCUCAUCAGCUACCACACCGAUGGCUGGACGCCGACCUACAACCAGAACUCUCUCGUGUCCACGCCAGGCACUCACACACAUGAAGUGCGCGCGAGUGUCAUUAUGAAAACCUCUGACAUCACUUCCUCUUGACCUAACACGUGGGAGUAGCAUCACUGCAUCCAGUCCAUAUGAAAGACAGAAAAUGUUUGUUUUCUCCGUCAGAGCCAUGUGGGGCCUAAAAAGGGACAAACCUCCAAAAAUUAGAUUUUUCCUAAUAUCUGUCUGGGCCAACAUUUUCUCUGUUUUCUUUCCUUUCAUUUGAGGAAAUCAUUGACUUGUGCACAAAGUGAUGAGCACUUAAGGUCACUUUCUACUUCCUGCACGUCUUCCUGAUGUAAAAAUUAACUUCAAUGUGUGGAGGACUUGCAGACCUAUGUGCAGUAUCAAAUUUAGGAGCAAGUGCACCGUAGCAUACCACUGCAAAACACCAUGUGCUCAGCCAUGGACACUGUGUGUCGCUGGUUGAUGGUUUUCCCCGCUGCUUCGUGGUAACACUUGAGUAAACGCCAGUGAAGGAAUUUCACUACUUUUACCUUUGAAAGCAAAAUUAGCUUUUACUUCUCAGAAGUUCUUCAAGAUUUUAUUGUGUAUAUGAAUAGGUUUGUUCUUUGUUUAAAGUCCGUUAACUCCAAGAGAGUGGAGCUGGUGUUUGAGGGCAGGAUGCCUGCCAAGCACGAAGCAAAAAGCAAAAAUGGUAAAUAAAUAAAUAAAAAUUUAAAAAGCUAAAAUAUGUAGCCAAAUGGGCGCCAUGCCCAAGUAAAGUCUUUAUGUUUGCAUCAUCUUAUUCAUCCGCUGUGUUGUGAUUUUAAGAUGUCCAGUCAACAGUCAUUAUCAUGACACAGUGUGAGCUCAAGUGUUGCCGUGAAAGGCUCUGCUGGGGACACAUGGUUAGACUACUUGUGUUCAUAAGCAGUGACUCAAAAAUUCUUCUGUUUUGGCGAAGCAGGCGUCAAUCACAGGCCUGUUUUUAUCUGUGUAGAGGACGACAAUCAUCGUGAGGCCCUGCAGGCGUGUGUCUGUCUGUCUGUCUGUCGACCUCAGGACAAAGUACUCACCAACACACACACACACACACACACACACACACACACACACACACCUCUCCCUACUGGUAUUAAUAAUGUAAAUAGCUGAUUCUUGUGUAUGCCUGCACGCUGCUUCAGCACCUUACAGACAGCACUGUUGUGUACAUGUGCGUUGGGGUGUGUGACUGUGUGAGAGAGAGUGGGGUGUAGGGGUGGGAUAGCUGUUAUUGAUUGCGUGUGCCUUUUGAUAGCGUAGCUGGAUUCAAACUAUGUGUGCUUUAGCCUGCUGCUGACACAUGCAGGGAGGCAGGUAGCACUGCCACAGGAAGCAUGGAGGGAUGAGGAAGUGGUCGGCACUGCAAAGGUUUAAAUUCCUUGUGUUGGAGGAGUUUCUUAAAGCAGACCUGUUAAGUACAAAUCAUAGGAAGAUUGCCCUGACGUGGUCAUCUUAGAGCGACCAACCACCCAUCGAUCCCAGCUUUUGUUUUUAUGCAGCCGAUCAGAAGAAAGAGCAUAAACUGAGGGGCUGCACCAAGAGAAAAGAUUAUUUUAAUCUAUGAAUUAAACUAUGAAUCAUGCCAAGUUACUCAUAGAGUACAAGGAUAAAAAGAUGGAGCUGAACACGAGCCUAUUAAGCUGAGUGAAUGACCUCCUCAGCAUUCCAGUGCUCAGCUCCGUCCUGUUUUCCUGUGAUGCCCAACACUAGCCUGACUGCGUUAACAGUAGUCUGCACAUCGUACUCCCCACAACCUGUAACACAAUGACUCCGAGCUGCUGGAAUGCAAAAAGUCGACAGAAGGAUGAACUGCAAUCCCAGCUGUUUAUAUCAAGUCCCGUGGAGAAUCACCAGCCCCUGACUCGCAGGCUGCGGGGAGUAUGUUUUCAGUGUGCAAGAUGUGUUGGCAGCUAGCAGGCUAAAGCACAGCUCAGCAGAGCUCAAGUAGGAAAACAGUAGGGAAAGUAGGUGACUUGUUAUGCUUUUUAUUUUCUAAACCAAACUCCUGGAGAAUUUUAACACUGGACGCACAUUAACGAUCGUGGUGAAUUUAUUUAUGGUUCUCGCUGAAUCACAGAGCUCUGGGCUUCCUCGAUAGCAAAUCUUUGAUGUGCCUUUAUUGCCAGAGCGCCACAAACUCACAGUGACAGUCUUCAGUUCAAGGGUGACAUUUAAAGCCUUUUAUUACUACUUAUCACUCUCUUUUUUUCCUACAGCCAUAACAAACAUGUUUUUUUAUUUUGAACCUUGUGGGUUUUUAAAAUUGUAAUUUUCAGCCAUUUGGUCGCAACCUUCAAAGGCAGAAUAAAGAUGCAUAGCAGUCGCGAUGAAUUGUUUGAGACAUGUGAAUGUGCCAUAUUAACUGGACUGCUGUUUUUAUAGUGAUCUUUCCAUUCUCUAGCUCCAGUUUGUCUUCUGGUCUGACAUCACUUCCCUUUUUUGUAUUGCCUUAACAAAAACAAAACAACAACCUGACCAGGUUUAAGUACCCAAAGUGCACUUUUCUGUCGUGUUUAUUUCUGCUCUCGCAAUGUCGUUACAACCAAAAAGUCAGCAAUGAGUGUUGAUGGCAUGGUAUCGUGCGUUUUGCUAAUCUUUUCGUUUGUUUAUUUUUAUGCUUUCAUGUGAUUCAGAGCCACUGAUAACUCAAAGCAGGGGUGUGUCUUAUUCUUUUGCACUUAGCUUAUUACCAUAAAGGGCAACCGUGAGUUCAAACGAGAGAAAGAAAGGAAAAAAACCCAGAUCAUUGUUCUGCUUCUUGCAAUGCAGCAAAGAGGCUUUCACCACAACCUGUCACCACUGUUUCUUGUCUGUACAUUAUGACUUCAUGUGAAUCACCACGUAAAUCUGAAUAAAAACUUUUUUUGUAUUUA
Molecule: messenger RNA, 4040 nt
Organism: Maylandia zebra (zebra mbuna)
Lineage: Eukaryota; Metazoa; Chordata; Actinopteri; Cichliformes; Cichlidae
Gene: irf2b
Product: interferon regulatory factor 2b
Biological process (GO): immune system process; regulation of transcription by RNA polymerase II
Cellular component (GO): nucleus
Molecular function (GO): RNA polymerase II cis-regulatory region sequence-specific DNA binding; DNA-binding transcription factor activity, RNA polymerase II-specific
Source: RefSeq, a predicted model, not a curated record